AUUGGAUGUGACGAAGCGGAAUCGCAUGUGAAAAUGUGAUGUUAUUUGCUAUGUGAGGACGACGAGCCUGACAUGGAGGCUCUCGAGUUGAGGCUGCGGGAGAGUGAGGUGGACUCCGAGCGGGUACUGGGGGAUCAAGUGGAGGCCAACCGGCUCCUGAGACAACAACUUGACGACCUUCAAACGAGACUGGAUGAGAAAGAGAAGCAACUUUUUGAAGCAAACGAGAUCAUCAGGGCCCUAAGGGAUGAGGUGCAGACACUGCAUCAACAGCUGGAGCACCAGACUCCACAUCAACAGCUGGAACACCAGACUCCACAUCAACAGCUGGAACACCAGACUCCACAUCAACAGCUGGAACAGCAGACCCCACACCAACAGCUGGAACACCAGACUCCACAUCAACAGCUGGAACACCAGACCCCACACCAACAGCUGGAACACCAGACUCCACAUCAACAGCUGGAACACCAGACCCCACACCAACAGCUGGAACACCAGACCCCACAUCAACAGCUGGAACAGCAGAGAAGGCUGAAGCUCACCCAUCCAAGCACAGCCGCCCUCUCAGCACCAAGGAGGAGAGCGCCACAUAGGUCUGUGACCUUCAGAGUUUGUCUCCUCCCUGAUCCUCAUAUUAAUGUGUCCCGUCAAAAGGGGAAGGUUUUCAGGAAAAUCAAGGUGCCGCUGGACUUGUCUGCCAAGGAGUUCCAGGAUGUCAUCAGAGGUGCUUUCCCCAAACUGGGCAACAUCGAUUUCCAAUUUGCCAAGGUAGAUGUCCUCAAAAGAAUUAAAGCACUUCAGGUUUCUCCAGUGACCCCAUCUGUGCUGAAAACCAGCGGAGAGCUCAGGCGCUCAGCCCUGUACAUUCUCCCAAAGAAUGAACGGGAGGCCUGUACAACCCCUAGUGCCCUGGAGUGUGCUCCCGGGCUGACAGAUGUUGGAAAUGGUAACUCCCAUGACACUGUGGAUACAGCAGAUGCUGAUGACCAGACAGAAGACACAGAGAGGUCACCACAAAGGAAACAAAAUAAACAGGAUGUUACAUCACAGAGCCCUCAGCUGAGACUUCCAUUAGAAACCAACAAGGACCAGGACAUUACAUCACAGACCCUACAGACCCCUCAGCUGAGACCUCCAUUAGAAACCAACUGUGCCCUCAAGACUUCGGUGUAUGUGAGCCCAGUAAACCUCCUCCUCAUUUGUACCUCAGAGGACGAUCCAGAAGACCGUACAGUCUCUCUUAGUGAUGUAGCAGAGAGACCAUCCCAACAGGUGCCCUUGCGCAUGGUGUCAGUGAAUCUUGAAGACUGCCGUGGAAUGCUGGGGCCCGAUGGAGUUUAUAAGAUACAAACAGAAAACGAAGACCACAGUGAUGAAGGCAGCUCUGACUACGACCAACACGAUGGUAACGAUGAUGACGAUGGAGACAGUCUUUAUGACCCCAAUACUGAACUCCUGGACUCCUGUUCUGAUGAUGGAGACACCGCUUGUGCACCUGAGGAGCAAAGAAGAGAUGAACAGACAGAACAGACAGAGUCGGAGCAGAAGCUGCAUUCCUGCAGUGAGUGUGACAGGACCUUUCUCAAACUGAACUCCCUGAGGGCUCAUCAGAGAAGACACAAUGAAAAGACGUCCCCUCCUCAAAGUCCCUGUGAGUCUAAAAAACAAGAACAACGGUUACGCCUUGAGCGCAAAGGCCAGAAAGGCGAGAGAAAAACUGACCGUGUCAAGCUUCAUGAGUGCAGGGAUUGUGGAAAGGCAUUUUCGUUCCCAAGCCAGCUUUCUAUUCACCAGAAAGUGCAUAUCAGAAAAAAGCUGUCCGCUACUACCGUGUUGGAAAGCACGGCGUCAUCCAACAGGCCAUUGCCUCGCAAGAAAAGUCUCAAGUGUGCCCAGAAAUCUUGUGAGUGUAAAGAAUGUGGCAAACUGUAUUCAAGCGUUUCGAAUCUCCAUACUCAUCAAAGAAUCCACACAGGAGAAAGGCCUUAUACAUGCACUGUAUGUAACAAGGCUUUUACACAUUUAGGCAACUUCCGUGAACACCAAAGAAGGCAUACACAGAAUAGACCAUAUAAGUGCCCCCAUUGCCCAAAGAGUUUUAUAAUAUCAACUAGAUUAAAAAUACACAUACGGGUUCACAGUGGGGAAAGACCAUACUCCUGCACCAAGUGCACCAAGAGCUUCACCAGCUCGAUUACGCUUAAGUCGCAUCAGAAAUGUCACUCAGAUGAUGAGCCUUUUCUGUGUUUGCAGUGCGGUAGAAGAUUCAAAUGGAGAUGCAACCUCUCCAUUCACAAGUUAAAGCAUACAGGAGAAAAACCUCACCUCUGUCAGUAUUGUGGCAAGACUUUCUCAAGCUCCACUAAACUGGUCGUACAUCAGAGAUGUCACACAGGAGAGAAACCAUAUAAAUGCCCAGAGUGUAAGGACAGUUUUUCUCAACUAUCAGGUCUCAUAAAUCAUAAACUGCGACACACAGGGGAAAAACAUCACCUUUGCUCUGUUUGCGGGAAGGCCUUCGCUCGCCUAGAUGUUCUGAAGACGCACCAAAGAGUUCACACUGGAGAGAAACCUUACCAGUGCACCAUAUGUGAGGCAAAGUUCAGCUACAUACAAAGCCUGCAGUCACACCAGAAGAGAGGGCAUGCUGUCAGCAAAUCUCACAAUUGUUCACAAUGUGGCGACAGCUUUAGAACGGCACAGGAACUCAAAUCACAUGAAUGCCUUCAGGGUGGAAACAGUUGAGCUGGCUCUUGAGCACGAGAAUUUCAUUACUUAAAAUUCCUUUCCUGGUGAAUUCCGUUGACAGUUAACAACUUCAACUUGGAUGUCUUUGGGGAAGGAAGUGGACAUGACUGUAAACAGCCUCCUUUAGUGAACUCUGAGAGGCUGUAAACCAGCAGUAUUUCAAAGGGACAUUUGGGUGGCUAGAAUAGAAUAAAAUAUAUACUUUUUUGAUCCCGUGGGAAAUUCGUUUCUCUGCAUUUAACCCAAUUUAACCGAAUUAGUGAACACACAGCGCACAGUGAACACACAGUGAGGUGAAUCACACAUUAACCCGGAGCAGUGAGCUGCCUGCCCAACCAGCGGCGCUCGGGGAGCAGUGUGCGGUUAGGUGACUUGCUCAAGGGCACUUCAGCCGUGGACUGGUCGGCGAUCGAACCGGCAACCCUCCGGUUACAAGCCUGAAGCCCUAACCAGUAGGCCACGGCUGCCCCACGGCUGACGACACAAAAAGACAUACUCUGGACGUCGGUGUUACAAGGGGCUGUUGGUCAGUAGUGGUGCGAAUCAAAGGGGGGGUUGACCAAAUUGUUCCCUCCGCCAGGUGGUAAUGUUUGGGUUUGGUUCGUCUUUCUGUUUUUUUUCUGUGUGUCUAUGUGCAGUAUUACCUCACAACUAUUGGCUUGAUUUCCACAAAAUGUCUUGGAGCCGAUCUAGCCACACCCCAUAUGUUUACUUAGUGGCCAUUCUGUAGCCAUUGUUGGCUGGUUUGGGGUUUUUUUAGUGUAAAGAUUUGUGGAUGACGUUCAACAGAAGGUGGUUUAAAGGUACACUAUGCAGGUUUAGGUAUUUUUUUGGCGAAUGUAGAGCUCCUUCUAGAGUUGCAAUGUAUUUACAUGUUACUCUGCUAUUGUAAAUAAAUAGUUAACUUCUCACAAUUUAUUCCCCCUGUACACAAUGCAAAUCCUUUUGUUGUGCAGGUGAAGUAUUAACAAAGCUGCAUUACUGGUUUUCUCAGUAGGAACUCGCUAUGUGUACAGUGUAUGCUGUAUGCUAUGCUAUGUGAACGAUUCGCCUAUUAAAAGUUAAUUUACCAAAUUGGCUUUGUAAAGGUGAAAAUCUUGCAUAGUGUACCUUUUUAAGUAUUUUUUUUCUAAAUGAAAUUAUUUGACUUGUUGAGUCAGUGUCAGAGAUCAGAUAACUGAUACUAACAUCCAUUUUGAUACCUCAGCCACAGCACGCCUGUUUCUGCAAGGUUCCAGGCCCAGGCUGGAAUAUGUGCUACACACAACAGAAGUUACAUCUUUUUUAAUUGUGUUUUUUUCCCUGAUGGGUGGGUGUGAUUAACUUAUUACAUUUGUAUGAUGUUAGAGGUUGGAAUGGGACCAGGGUAAGUAUUUCCAUUCAUGAGAGCGUAAUAAAUGAAACUAUCGGGCGGAUUGAAUACCUGCCCAGUCAAUUAUAAUGGCUCCAUGAUCAACAGCCAGACAUUGAUCUACCUUUGAAAAGAAGGUACAAGACUACAAUUAUUACAUUAUUUCCAGUUUAUUAUACAGAGGGUAUAGGCUACAGACACUGAACAAAAAUUUGGAAAUUUGGUCUCAUCUCUAUGCUCGAAAAAGAUGUAGAGAAGCUAGAUCAGGGGUCACCAAACGUUUUUUCUCCGAGGGCCGGUCGUGACUGUGAUGGGGGGCCGGGUUCGGGUCAGCUCAUUGUGUAGUAGAGUAUCCUGGCACAGACAUCGCCACUAUUCACCCUUUGCGCAUGAUGUCAUAAUUGUUCGCGCCACAGCAAUUACAGUCUCUUUAAAGUUCUGUACUACACAGCACCCAGGUCUCAGUUUGUUUUGAUACACACAAAACUCACAUCUGUAUGCUGUUCUGUGUAACUGUUACUGCAGUUUGUCCCGUAGUACAACAUGCUAACAACAUCAAGGCCAUGUGCUCAAUAGACAGAGUACUGAUUAAAAAACGUGUUUAUUCUGCAAGUGAAGUUAAUACUGUACAUGUAGAUUUUGUGCACUUUUGUAUGAAAAGAAAUGUAAUGAGUUUGAGGAUGUAUUUUAAUAAUAAAACAAAAAUAUUGACCUACCCCAGGUUUUCUGAAAGAAAUUAUGCCUAAUGUUAUUUAUUACGUUGUGAAUGCAAAUAUAUUGUUUCCUUACA
Molecule: messenger RNA, 4892 nt
Organism: Sardina pilchardus (European sardine)
Lineage: Eukaryota; Metazoa; Chordata; Actinopteri; Clupeiformes; Clupeidae
Product: zinc finger and SCAN domain-containing protein 2-like
Exons: 10
Coding region: 73-2748 (891 amino acids)
Biological process (GO): regulation of transcription by RNA polymerase II
Molecular function (GO): RNA polymerase II cis-regulatory region sequence-specific DNA binding; DNA-binding transcription factor activity
Source: RefSeq, a predicted model, not a curated record